GACAUGUAAACAUGAAACCUAACCUAUAAUAGCAAUCAAUAAAACGAUUGCGUCUAUAUUUUUCUUCAGGAUUUAUUCUCAAUAUCUAAAUAUUAGGGACACUUAAGUUAUAGAUGCCUUAGCGGGUUUGCAGAGAAUUUUUAAUGGCUACAUUAACUGAAGAAAUGUUUACCAAAUUUGAAACGCAAGAAGAAUUACACAGGUUUCUUCAUAAUUGCGUCAAUGAGCUAAAGCUGCCACAUCAAGAGCCCGAAAGCGUAAUGAAUGCAGUUCAAUUUUUUUACCGUGAGAAGGCCAUAGACGGGAAAAAGCCUUUAGAAACCACCUUACCAGGGAAUCUUCAAAAUACAUUAGAUGCAGUUUUCCAAUUACGUUAUACAGAUAUUGUCAAUGCGAUUGUUCAUGAAAAGCUACAUGCGACUGGACAUCCCGUACUACAAAAUAUUGACUGGAAAGUAAAGUGGAUUUUGGGGUCUUCAAAGUUAGCCAGCAUACGAGAGCCGAUUUGUCAACUGGAACUUCUCUGCAUUACCAUGGGGAGCAACUUUAUACCAACCAGAACGUCCAUACAUUUUGAAUGCGACUUGGAGAAAUUGGAUCAACUGAUCAGCGUUCUUAAGAAAGUUAAAAGUAGCUUGAUUCAAAAUUAAUUAUAAAAAGUUUGAAUUGGAUAUUUCCAAUAAGAACCCGCAAGGAAAUGCAGCUUUAUUGUCUCCCGUGAGUAUUAUGAUUGCUCAUUCUUAAACUGUGCUUACUUAAAAGUAUUUUGGGUAAUAAGUUUCAACGAGCUUUGAUAUGUGAAUGUAGACUUUAAUGAGACUUGUGUACCUAAUUAAAAAGUUUUAAUGAUUAAAAAUCGACUAGUUUGUUGGCUAGAA
Dendroctonus ponderosae (mountain pine beetle) is the source of this 878-nucleotide messenger RNA. RefSeq lists its product as uncharacterized. The transcript is spliced from 2 exons. Lineage: Eukaryota; Metazoa; Arthropoda; Insecta; Coleoptera; Curculionidae. The record is from RefSeq and is a predicted model, not a curated record. Bases 144 to 650 code for a protein of 168 amino acids.